AUGGGAAUGUCAUAACUUAAUCAAGUAUUGAUUCAAUUUUUAAUUAUAGCAUUAAAUCUUCAUGUAAUAAGCUGUAAAGGUUUCAUAAGUAUAUGAAUAAAGAUUGCAAGAAAGUUUUAGAUAAGGAGAUGUCAGAGCAUUAUUCAUAAACCUAUAAAGUUAAAUCUAACAAAUUGUUAAUUCAAAAUACAUGAAAGCAAAAAAAAUUUACUCAAGUUAAAAAACAAAAAAAUAAUUAAAGGAAAGAAGUUUACUUAUAUACUAUUGA
Molecule: messenger RNA, 268 nt
Organism: Paramecium sonneborni
Lineage: Eukaryota; Ciliophora; Oligohymenophorea; Peniculida; Parameciidae
Source: the annotation of a GenBank genome assembly